AAGAAGAAAAAGAAGAAGAAGAAGAGGCUAGAUGGGAACGACAAUGGAAAAAGACCAAGCAGAUUUCCUCGUUCUGUCACCAAGGGAGAGACUCAGCUACACCCGUCACCAGCUUCAGUUACUCAACGGAAUAUUUGAGAGACUUCGCUACCCAAACAGCAUCCAGAAACAGAUCAUUGCCAGACGAGUCGGCAUCAACCGAGAACAGGUGAAGGUUUGGUUCCAGAAUCGACGCCGGAAAGAAGUUGUCGGGAAACAGAAAAUGUCUGCCGAACGUAGAGUUGACAAAAUCUGUAAAGAAUCGCCGACACCUUCUCAAAGUGGUUCAACACAUCUUUCCUCUUCAUCUCAACCAAAAUCAAUAGAAACUCGGCUCAUUCCGACUGUAGUUUUGACAAGCAUUAUGUACGAACUGGAGCGGUUUAACAACGAUGAAUGUGGCGGACAUAAGACGCACUUUAAACAAUCUAAGGGAGGAAACAACUCUAUGAUAACAGACGAUAAUAAAAAAUCAGGCGAUUUUGAAAUAGCAGACGAUAAGACGAGAAAAGAGCUUUUCAAAAUGAGAGAUACAAGGGAAGAUCAAUAUAUCAAAACAAAUUUACCGAAAUUUUCGUGUAACUCACGCAAUCAGAAUAAAAGAAAGGUUUUACAAUCUAAUAAAUCUUCCAAAAAUAACAUUUUCAUUAGCGACUACGAUAUCAGAUCACCACCAAAUCAAAUUACACCAACAGCAAUCUUUACACUCAGGGACGAUGACCGCUCAAAGCAACGAAACAUGGGCACCAGUGGUUGGAUAUUUCCACAAUUAGAAAGCGGUUUAACAAGUUCUAUCGACAUACACAGCAAUCAGCGAAUCAACAAUUCUUUAACAAAUUCACAGAGCUUCGCAAAAUUACCUUCUCCAGGUCUCUACGGGAGAGAUUAUUUGACAUCAUUUCACCCAGGUACUCCUCUGGAUUCGAACGACAUCAGUGUAGUUUCUUUCUCUACUAGCGAUUACUGUCCUGAUCAGAGGGCUAUGUUUCCCGUGGUAGAUUCUUCUACGUUAAAUGAGAGAUACGAGAAUCGACUUAUCAAAUUCCACCAAGUAAACUUUACUGAUAUUCGUAGUCCGGCAACAUCUCAGCAAUCAUAUGGAUCACCACACAUUAUUCAGAAUAUAAAUGCCUUUCCAUUUUCUUAUAACAGAGAUUUUUAA
Octopus sinensis (East Asian common octopus) is the source of this 1201-nucleotide messenger RNA. RefSeq names its product homeobox protein Mix.2-like. Gene Ontology annotation, biological process: regulation of transcription by RNA polymerase II. The record is from RefSeq and is a predicted model, not a curated record. The transcript has 3 exons. NCBI's taxonomy places the organism in Eukaryota, Metazoa, Mollusca, Cephalopoda, Octopoda, Octopodidae. Gene Ontology annotation, cellular component: nucleus. Gene Ontology annotation, molecular function: RNA polymerase II cis-regulatory region sequence-specific DNA binding; DNA-binding transcription factor activity, RNA polymerase II-specific. The coding region runs from base 32 to 1201 and encodes 389 amino acids.